AUGAACAUAAAUAUACGCAGUACUUCUGGGUUCAUGUUUUCAAUCCUUUUCUUCUUCCGAUAUACCAAACUUAUCGUCAACACAGUUUCAUGGCGACUUGCGAAGCCAUAUCGAAGUGUGGCUCAGCCAAGUUAUCAACCAAGUGACGUUAGCGUUAUAAUACCAACAGCAAACCCCAACGGCGAGGACUUCAGGGAAACAGUAAGAUCAACUUUGAUUUCAGGUGCCGCAAAAGUUAUCGUAGUUACCUUCGGAGAGGAAAAUACGACUGGGGCGUAUUGUUCUUGCCUUGGAUUAGAAUAUCUAGAGCGUCUGCAAAUCAUAGACAACGGCGUUGGAAACAAACGUAUGCAGAUGUGUCGCGGUAUCGAUGAGGUUCAAACUGCGAUAACUGUCUUUUGUGACGACCAUGUCUUUUGGCCCCGAGGGUUCUUGGCUAGCAUCUUAGCACCCUUUGAAGACCAUCGAAUUGGCGGCGUAGGAAUGCAUAAGCGUGUUCAGAGAGUAAGGCCCAGUUUUUGGAGGCCCAACCUACCAAAUUUCUUCGGUUGCAUAUACUUGGAGCGCCACAACAUGGAGAUUCUAGCAACAAACCGUAUAGAUGGAGGCGUCUUUAUUCUGUCGAGUCGUACGGCCGCAUAUAGAACAAAUAUCCUUAAGGAUGCCAACUUCCAGCGCUCCUUUACUAAUGAAUACAUCGAAAGCCCCUUUGGUCGCAUUGGUCCAUUGAACGCGGAUGACGACAACUUCAUCAUGCGCUGGCUGACAGACUAUGACUGGGACAUUUGGAUUCAGAAUGGACCAGAAGCCCUAAUGGAAACGACGAUUAACAAUCCCUGGACCACAUUUACCCGGCAGCUCUUGAGGUGGGUCAGAACCACAUGGCGCUCUAAUCCGCGUUCUCUGCGGCAAAAGAAGAUCUAUCGCACACAGCCUUGGAGCAUGUACGCCACAAAUAUUUCGUUGUUCAUUAAUUUCGCUUUGCUCUGGGAUCCACUUCUUCUAAUCUCUCUACAGAAUGCGACCGCCGGUCUUCCCAAUCGCAAGUUAUUGACGACAGUGAUGAUUGUCUGGAUCCUUAGCUCCAAGGUUGUUAAACUGGUACCGUAUCUAUUGCGUAACCCUACAGAUAUUGUACUUCUACCACUCUACUUUGCCUUUGCAUAUGCUCAUUCAUUGCUUAAGCUUUAUGCACUGGCCACAUUUUCUGAUAUAUCGUGGGGUUCUCGCAGCGAUGUCGAUGAAAAUCAGCGAACUCGAUAG
Verruconis gallopava is the source of this 1263-nucleotide messenger RNA. RefSeq lists its product as uncharacterized. The coding region runs from base 1 to 1263 and encodes 420 amino acids. The transcript has a single exon. The record is from RefSeq and is a predicted model, not a curated record. NCBI's taxonomy places the organism in Eukaryota, Fungi, Ascomycota, Dothideomycetes, Venturiales, Sympoventuriaceae.